Salvelinus namaycush (lake trout) is the source of this 6387-nucleotide messenger RNA. RefSeq names its product nuclear receptor binding SET domain protein 1a (gene nsd1a). The transcript is spliced from 20 exons. Gene Ontology annotation, cellular component: chromatin; nucleus. Gene Ontology annotation, molecular function: histone H3K36 methyltransferase activity; protein binding. The record is from RefSeq and is a predicted model, not a curated record. Gene Ontology annotation, biological process: regulation of DNA-templated transcription. NCBI's taxonomy places the organism in Eukaryota, Metazoa, Chordata, Actinopteri, Salmoniformes, Salmonidae. The annotation marks the transcript as partial.
AUGAAUUCUUCAUACAGACGGGCUGUUCGGGGCGGCUCAGCUUCAGCCACAUCUUACAGCUCAGGUCAGCCAGAGCUGAGGCCCCCCAAUCGCCUCUCAGUUUCCACCACUUCGUAUAGAAACCAUUGCAACAGCAGCGCCAAGCGUGGCUCAACAGACAAACCUUCGACGGCCAUGCAACUGUCAACCUCUGCCCUCAAACAGGCGCCUAGCUACGGGUAUAACCAGGCAGAGAGGGAGAGGCCCCACUGCUACAGUCCUCUGCUGAGGCUCCAGGACCUCUCCACUAUGGUACACAGACCUGGGUCUGAUCUGGGACCCGGGCCCCAGCCCAAGGACCUUCAUGCCAGGAACCAUUUGCACUCUCACAGCCCAGUGGGAGGCUCUAGUUUUGGGGCUCCCCUGGUCCGACUGCCCCCCUCUACUGGUAACGAGGAGACAGAACCCUACGAGGAUUCCAUGCGGGAUCAGAACGGUUUCUCUCCUGUCAGUUCUGAUAGUUUGGAGCGCUGCUCCCCCAUCCCCAAUGGAUACCUGCAUUUCGAGUCCACCUUGUUUGACAGUGGGGACAGGGAGGAUGAGGACGAGGAGGAUGAUUUGGUACCUUUUCAACAACACUCUUCUAAGUCCGCCAGAGACAGAACGGUCACAGACUCUAACACCACUUCUGGUUCAGGGGUAGGCCAUAACAGCACAUACAAACCCUCUGUUCUCAACCUGAUGUCCAAGAGUCUAUCUGAACUGGACCCUACUCUGAGCCCCAGUGCCCUGCCUGACAUGUCCAUGGGGGAUGGCUGGAGUAUGGACCAGGACUCUGACAGUGACAGUGAGAUGACAGGAGACACACAUGACAAUGGUCUCAUCUCACCUGUUGGAACCAACUCUAAUCCCAACAGCCCAAAGAAGAAGCCCCUCCCAGCAGUGCAGUACUUGGAGGGAGAUCUGGUCUGGGCCAAGUUCAACCGCCGCCCCUGGUGGCCCUGUAGAGUUACCAUAAAUCCACUGGAGGGGAUACACACACGCAUGAAAGUCCCCAGUCGUCGUCCUUGUCGUAUGUAUUACGUGGAGACUGUGGCGGAGAUGGCAGACCAUGCCUGGGUACCUGGGAAAGUUACCUACCCCUUCACAGGAGGAGAGCAGUUCACAGACCUGCCUGUGCUGAGACGGAGAGGGAAACAGAGGGAAAAGGACUACAAAUACACAAUACCCAAGCGUCUGUUGGAGUCGUGGAAAGUCAGUGUGCUGGAAGCUGAGUUUCUCCUACCUGACCUGCUGAAGAAUACUGCUGUCUCUUCUUCCAUGGCCUUUAACGGUGAAGAGCGGGUGUCCUCCCCACUGCCUGAUGAAAAAACAUCCGAGGCCCCCUCUUGUUCCUCCUUUAACCUCACUGCACCCCCCUCCCUCAGCCCUACCCCCAACAGAAACAAACAUCCCCCUGCUCCCAACCUGACCGUAGCGAACGACAGUAGCAGCAAAAAGAAACCCUGCCAGAAGAAGAAGAAGAAGAGGAAGGGUCUGGCGGAGAUCUUUGGUCAUAUAGCUGGAAGUCCCACAGAGUCACUAAGCAUCCUAGACCUGGCCAACCAAAUGCCUGCUGCCGCAGCUGAUCCACGGAAAAAAGAAGAUCCCAAGGACUCUCCAUACGCAGACCUGGAUUCUGUACCAACCAUUGUGCGUCCCAAACGGUCUGAGAAACCUGCUAAAGAAGACACAGAGAAACCAUCUGAACCCUCAAAAGAGGAGGCAGAGAAAGGGGGCAAGACUUCUCCUGAAAAGGCCAAAGACAGGCGUGUGGGCAUGGUGGUUCCUAGACGUCUGAUGACCAGGGCCCUGAAAGCAGAGAAGGAGACAGAACUCAAAGAGGCUCUGCUGGCCUCAAGCCAAAACUUGAGAGACGAUAGGCUUAAUGUGCAUUCUUCUGAUGAUGAUGAUGUGAGCGAUAACGUUCAGAUCAGAGCAGAGUCGUCUACUAGCAGGGAUUCUUCACCAGACAAAGCCAGAUCCUCUGCUAGUCACAGCUCUCCUAAAAAACAGUCCAAGUCUGAUUGGAAGCGCCUCCACAACGGCUCGUGGAAAAACUCUGAAGAUGUGACUCCAGGGUCCAGUAAGCCUGUCAUACCCCCUAUUAAGGUCAAGGAAGAGAACAUUGUCUCAGACAUAUCCUCCUGUUCUUCCCCCACCUCCUCUCUCUCUCCCAUGGACGCUUUCCAAGAUAUCAAGGAGCUGUCAUUCAAAUCCUUAGUGAAGGAGGAGAGCGACUCCGGGGACUCUAACACUAAUUUUAAACCUGAGCCUAAUUACAAGUUCAGUACUUUCCUGAUGCUCCUGAAGGACAUGCAUGAUACCAGGGAGAAAGAGGGCAAGCCCCUGACCAUGCCUCCCUCGCCAGACCUCAUCAAGGAAGAACCCAUGGUCAUACCCACCGCCCAACCACCAGACGACCCCCUUAACGCUCCUGCUGGCGGGGACUGGAUGCCGGCGGGGACCAAAAUCCAAAACGGCCAGCAUGCGAGCUCGCCAACAACCAAGAGAACACCGGCCAAACCCAAGUCUAAAAAUAAACCCAUCAAUAAAAACGAAACGUACAAACUUGAAGGGAAAACAGUGCUGGCUCAGAUGGUGGCGAACGCAGUGGAGAAGCAGCAGCGGAGGAAGCCGAGGCCUCCAGCCAAACUCCGGGCCACCAUCGCUGGUCUCUCUCCCGAGAUGGCCGACCUAGCCUGGGGGAGGGAGUUUGUCUCUGGGCACGCUGACCUGGCUGAGCCUGGCCUCGGCCCUCCUCUUCCUCCUGUCCCCUCCGCUGUUGACUCCUCAUCCUACCUCGACAAGAGCCCGGGUACCAAAGUGGCCCCUAAGAAGCGCUGGCAGACGUUUGCGCAGCAGGGGCCGGUGAAGCCAGGGAAGGAUGCAGAUGCACUGGGUGGGGUGGCCUCACCGCAGGGGCCUGUGGAGGUGAAUGGGAUCUACAGAGACGGCCAGGGAGGGGCACCAGACCCCUUCACGUCCCAUGAUCUGAACCUGGGGAUGGAGAAGCAAGAUGACACAUCAGCACAUUCUGAAAACAAACGGCUGAGGAAACCCAGCAAAAGACUGCUGGAAUCCACAGAGGAGGAACAAUUCUUCUCCCCGAAGAAAAAACUGAAGAAACCUCUGGAAUCUUCCAAAACUCCGCUGAGCCCUUCCACAGUUCCAGGCCCAGCCCUGCUAACAUACACCUCUACCCCCAGCCCCACCUCCACCCCCACCCCUGGCCCUACCUCUGGGGAGCCAGCCAGCCCCACCCCUGGCCCUACCUCUGGGGAGCCAGCCAGCCCCACCCCUGGCCCUACCUCUGGGGAGCCAGCCAGCCCCACCCCUGGCCCUACCUCUGGGGAGCCAGCUAUCACCACCUCUGGCUCUACCUUUGGGGAGCCAGCCAUCACCACCCUUGGCUCUACCUCUGGAGAGCCAACCAUCACCACCCCUGACCCUAACUCUGGAGAGCUAGCCAGCACCAAUGCCCUAGCAGGGCUGAAACAGACCCCAGUAUCCCUGGAGAGGAAGAGGCCAAGGAAGCCAUCUCACAAGGUCCUGGAAUGCACCAUAGAAGAAGUGUCACUCAGUCCUCCAAAGAAGAAGGAGUUGAAGAAGCAGAGUGGACAGACAGAGGAGAAGACAGAAGUCAGGGACACUCAGGUUAAGUCUGUGAAGAAAGAAGUGCCUGUAUCCAGCGUGACAACUCCAGAGAGCAUGGUUUCUCUGCAGGCAUCCUCCCCUGCCCGGCCCUCUAGCCCUACUGUGCUCCUCACCCCCAAGGAAGAGACCGAGAAGAUCAGUCCUGGGGUGGGAGGAGAGAGCCACACCAACGGAGAGAGAUCACCCAAACCUGAGGUGUUCUCUCCUGGUCUGAAUGACAGUUUCUCCCUACCUGGCGAAGGGUCCCUGGUCUCCAGCACUAAGAGGAACACAGGAGAGAAAGGAGGAGCUGCGUCCAUGAAGGAGAAUGUCUGUCAGGUGUGUGAGAGGACAGGUGAGCUGCUGCUGUGUGAGGGCCAGUGCUGUGGGGCGUUCCACCUGCAGUGUAUCGGCCUAUCAGAAGCCCCCAGAGGGAAGUUUAUCUGUAGUGAAUGCACUAUAGGGAUCCACACAUGCUUUGUGUGUAAGAAGUCUGGCGACGGUGUGAAAAGGUGCAUGGUGCCUGUAUGUGGGAAGUUCUAUCACAACGAGUGUAUCCUGAAACACACACCCACCCAGCCCCAGAAUAAAGGGGUUCGCUGCUCCCUCCACGUCUGUCUGUCCUGCCACAUCACCAACCCCCUCAACCCCUGCACUUCCAAAAGUCGUCUGACCCGCUGCGUGCGUUGCCCUGUGGCGUACCACGCUAAUGACUACUGUAUGGCGGCGGGCAGCGUAGUCCUGGCCAACAACAGCUUCCUGUGUCCCAACCACUUCAUCCCCCGCAAGAACUGCAAGAACCAUGAACACAUCAACGUCAGCUGGUGCUUUGUCUGCUCAGAAGGGGGCAGUCUGUUGUGUUGCGAGUCUUGUCCUGCUGCCUUCCACCAAGAGUGUCUGAACAUCGAGAUGCCUGAGGGUAGCUGGUUCUGCAACGACUGCAAGGCCGGGAAGAAACCACACUUCAAGGACAUCCUCUGGGUUAAAGUGGGAAGAUACAAGUGGUGGCCUGCGGAGGUGUGUCUUCCUAAGAACGUCCCAGAGAACAUCCUCCGUAUGAAACACGAGGUGGGGGAGUUCCCCGUUCAGUUCUUUGGUUCUAAGGACUACGCCUGGACCUAUCAGGCCAGAGUCUUCCCUUACAUGGAGGGAGAUGCCAACAACAAGGACAAGAUGGGGAAGGGUUGUGACGCCAUCUACAAGAAAGCUCUGAAUGAAGCUGCUGAUCGGUUCAAAGCUCUUCAGGAUGAGAAGGAGAUGAGACAGCUUCAGGAGGACAGGAGGAACGACAAGAAACCUCCUCCCUACAGACACAUCAAGGUGAACCGACCAAUCGGCAAGGUCCAGAUCAUCACGGCGGACCUAUCGGAGGUGCCGCGCUGUAACUGCAAGGCGUCUGAUGAGAACCCGUGUGGCAUUGACUCAGAGUGUAUCAACCGCAUGUUGAUGUAUGAGUGCCACCCUCAGGUGUGUUUGGCAGGGGAGAGGUGUCUGAACCAGAGUUACACCAAGAGACAGUACACCCAGGUGGAGAUCUUCAGGACCUUGUCACGAGGCUGGGGGCUACGGGGCGUCUCCGACAUCAAGAAGGGUGCAUUUGUGAAUGAGUACGUGGGGGAGGUGAUAGACGAGGAGGAGUGCAGAGCCAGGAUCAAACAUGCUCAAGAGAAUGACAUCUGUAACUUCUACAUGCUCACUCUGGACAAGGACCGGAUCAUAGACGCUGGACCCAAGGGGAACCAGGCGAGGUUCAUGAAUCACUGCUGCCAGCCCAACUGUGAGACCCAGAAGUGGACGGUAAACGGAGACACCAGGGUGGGGCUCUUUGCCCUGGAGGACAUCCCCAAAGGUGUGGAGCUGACCUUCAACUACAACCUGGAGUGUCUUGGUAACGGGAAGACGGUGUGUAAAUGUGGAGCGUCCAACUGUUCCGGGUUCCUGGGGGUUCGACCAAAGAACCAGCUGUCUAAAGCACGGGAAGGAAGAGAACUAAAGGAGGGCAAGAAGAAGGUUCUGGUGAAGAGGAAGCCUCAGCUGGAGGUGACGAAGGAGAGGGAGGACGAGUGUUUCAGCUGUGGGGACGGAGGACAGAUCGUGUCCUGUAAGAAGCCAGGAUGUCCCAAGGUCUACCACGCAGACUGUCUCAACCUGGCCAAGAGACCUGCAGGCCGUUGGGAGUGCCCCUGGCACCAGUGUGACAUCUGCGGUCAUGAGGCAGCCUCCUUCUGUGAGAUGUGUCCCAGCUCCUUCUGCACGCAGCACCGUGAGGGCUUGCUCUUCAUCUCUAAGAUAGACGGGCGGCUCGCCUGCAACGAUCACGACCCCUGUGGACCCGAGCCCCUGGAACCAGGGGAGAUCAGGGAGUAUGUACCUCCUGGAGGCAUGCCUCUCCCUCACCUCCUCACCCACCCCCAGGGUCUGGUCCCACCCAGGCCUGGUUCCACCACUGCUGGUUCUAUCUCCGCCACAGUUGCCCCAGGCCUGGCCCAGGACUCGCUACUGCCCCCUACAGGGAGCCUGUUCCUCAACACCUCCCAGACCUCCAACACUUUCUCAUACGGAUCACCUAGCAGUCCCUACAUGUCUGAUAGUCAAAUACUGCACUUCUCCCCUCCUUCUCCCCCCUCCUCCUACAAGGAUGAGAAAGAGGAGGAGGAUGGAGAGCUGGAAGACGGACAGGUGGAUGGGAUAGAAGAGGACGCGGAGGAGGACGAAGGAGAGGAAGAAGAGGAG